UUUGGAAUGAAACUGGAUGCUGGGCAGAGCAGAGAUCCUUUGGGCAGGCUGACUUGAGUGUGACUGAACAUUUGCGUGAAGAUGAUAGUUCCUGAGGAUGACAUGGUCAGAGAACCUGAUCCCCAGAUCAGUGGAGAGAGUUCUACAGAAAAUCUUGUAAUGGAUAUAGACAUAGACCCAGCAGCUGACCAAGCUGAUUGUGAGGUGGAUGAGGUGCAGAAUCUACAAGAAUUAGCGAGAAAACUUGAAAUCCAAAAUCAGCAAUUAAGACCUGGGAACCAGGCAAAUGUCCCUCAUGAAGAGAGACAAAUCUACUUGGACACAGACAAUCAGUAUAUCGGGCCAGAUAGAGGCUUCAGUAGUGAGAUAGAAAAACAGAGUCAGCUUUAUGAGAUAAACCCUGAGAUGAAAGAGAGCAAAGAUUUGAAAGGAGAUGGAGAUAUGCAAGUUGAGGUUAGCAGAAGCACUGACCUACCAAAGUAUCAUGCCAGGAAGUCCAUUGCACUUGUGGAUAGUGGUAGUAGUACAGUGGGUGUAGAUAUAUCAACUAGGCCCAAACUUACAACCUCUAAAAUGCCUGAACAGAUUUCCACUAUGGAGACAGAGUCAGGCAGCUUCUUCUCUGAUACAUCAUUGUUUGGCCCAAUACUGGAUGAUGUGGAAAUAUUAGAACUUGGUGACUUAUGUGAAGGAGAUGACAGUAAUUGGCUUUAUGCUUUGCCCAGAAGCACACCUCCAGUGAAAGAGAAAACAGAAUCUCUUUUAAAGUGGUGCCGUCAGACGCUGGAUCAUCCCAGUCCUGAGACCAAAGCAGCCUGCUCAGCCUUCCUGGAGAAACUUGAUCAAGCGAGUAGGCAGAAAACUCUCUGUCAAAGCACAUUGGCCCCUUCAAGUGUGCAAAGCUCAUUCAUAGAGCCACCCUUUGCUGGUGAUGCCCCAAAUGUUCCCAUGGCCCUGGAGUCAGCUAGCAAGCCACUGUUCUCCUGGGAUACCUCAGGACUUUCUGGCAUUUCUCCAUCACAGUCAACUUUUAAAGAGACUAUUAUAGAUUGGCCUUCUGAUGAAUCCAUGUCUAAGGACUGUAAAUUACAGUAUUUCACUGAUAUGCAGGUGCCUCAACUACAGAAAGAAAGUCUUCUAGAAGAACAUGCGUAUGCAUCUGUCUCAGCACCUUAUAAGAUGCCCAGUGCUUCUUUCCACUCUCGGAGAGGCAGUGUUUUCAGUGAACAGGAAUUAUAUAAUAUUGGGGAAGAUCAGGAUGAUUCUGACUGUCUCCCGGCAUUUUCAAACAAGCCCAGAUAUGCUUCAUCUUCUCUACCUAGUUUGCCUCCAUACCAGUCCCCAUCCACAAGUGGUGACUAUGUCAAAGUAGUGCCUCCUCCAAUGAUUUCCCCAAAGAGAUCAAAGUCAGGCUCCAGACUAGAAUGCAAGAAAUGGCCAGACAGUGAAGAUGAACUGUACACCAGUAUGCCCAGCAAAAUUAGAUCAAGUCUUCGUUCUUUGAGUUCUGUGAGAAGUAGCCACGGUUUAGACUGGGAUAUUCAAAUACCAAAGGGUCGGUUGUCAAGAAUUCAGGAAUCAGUAGGCUUGGUUCCUAGUAAAAUUCGAUUUUCUUCUAGUAUUGGCAAACCUCUGUUAAAUAUCCGAAAGCCAAUGAAAGCUGAGCCGAGUGUUAUUUUAAAUCCGAGGAAGCCAAUAAAACGUGAAUACUCUAACCCUGCUGUGGAUCAAAAGCCAGAAGCAUCUUUUAGUCCUGGUCCUUUAAGAAGACAUUUGUCUCCUACCAGUAUUGCUUCUGUAGCUACUGUAUCUAAAGGUUCUUCUGUUGAAGAAGAGACACUAGCUGCAGAAGCAUCAUCUCUUGAAAACAAGUAAAUGGAGCCACCCACCAGGUCUCUCCAGCCAGUGAAGCUCAGCCAUUUAUAUGCUGAACCAUAGAAGGACAGAUGCUGCUGCAGAUAUAAGGAAAAAAAAC
Molecule: messenger RNA, 1975 nt
Organism: Dromiciops gliroides (monito del monte)
Lineage: Eukaryota; Metazoa; Chordata; Mammalia; Microbiotheria; Microbiotheriidae
Product: SLAIN motif-containing protein-like
Exons: 9
Coding region: 82-1875 (597 amino acids)
Biological process (GO): microtubule nucleation; cytoplasmic microtubule organization; positive regulation of microtubule polymerization
Cellular component (GO): microtubule plus-end
Source: RefSeq, a predicted model, not a curated record